Lytechinus variegatus (green sea urchin) is the source of this 2376-nucleotide messenger RNA. RefSeq names its product cytochrome P450 2C15-like. NCBI's taxonomy places the organism in Eukaryota, Metazoa, Echinodermata, Echinoidea, Temnopleuroida, Toxopneustidae. Gene Ontology annotation, molecular function: oxidoreductase activity, acting on paired donors, with incorporation or reduction of molecular oxygen, reduced flavin or flavoprotein as one donor, and incorporation of one atom of oxygen; iron ion binding; heme binding. Gene Ontology annotation, biological process: xenobiotic metabolic process. The record is from RefSeq and is a predicted model, not a curated record. The transcript is spliced from 6 exons. The coding region runs from base 1 to 1569 and encodes 522 amino acids. Gene Ontology annotation, cellular component: intracellular membrane-bounded organelle; cytoplasm.
AUGUUGGAAAAGCUUGUUAACAGCAGCGCCCUGGCCCUGCUCUCGUCCUCCAUCACAUCAGCUGUCCUUCUUUCCUCGACUUUCAUGCUCUUCGCGGCCUACUUGCUCAGGAAUAACAGACCUACGGCAAAGGAGAGCCAUGCCAAAUCCACGGGGUAUUUCAGCAAAUGGUCGCUCUUCACCCUCGGGCUGGGGCGGUGGAGGGAGCGACUGCCGCCUGGUCCGCAGGCAUGGCCGAUACUGGGCGAUAUACCAACAUUGGUGAAAAUGGGGAAGGAAUAUGGGGCGGGGGCGCUGACGGAACUGGCCCGGAGAUAUACGACAAGUACGUCGAGUUCUAGUCUUGUCAUUAUUGUAUUAAUAUAUUGUUUUCAUCUUUUGCCCAUUCCAGGUAGUAUAGCAUGGCAGAAUGGCGAACCUUGGAAGGAACAUCGUCGUUUCAUGAACAAAACUCUACGAACCCUUGGUAUGGGGAGCAGUCUGAUGGGUGAACGGAUCCACGAAGAAUGUCUCCACAUGUGUGAUUACCUUGAUAAACAAGGGGAAACCCCCAUCAACCCUGAACAAAUGAUGGUCUGCAUGACCUGCAACAUCAUGAGUGCCAUCGUCCUGGGGAAGCGCUACGACUUCGACGACGCGCGAUUCGUGAAGUUGCGCAAAGACUGCAAGGAAAUCCUCACGAACCUUUCAAAUACUUCUAUCUACAACAUAUUGCCUUUCCUCUACCAUACGCGCCUGUGUAAGCUGUACAGAGAAGCCGUGGAAAACGUGACAGCCUACGUCAAGAAUGAAGUCAGAGAACACGACAGGUCAUUUAACAAUAACUCUUUACGUGACGUCGUUGAUUACUACCUGAGAGAAAUCAAGAGAGGAGAAAGGGAAAACGAAAGUGAAUGCGAAGACGAAAUCGCAGAGGAUAAGAAUGGGGAGAGAGUUCGCUACAUUAAUGAUCAGUUCUGCUGGAGAGGGGUGUUAGAUCUCCUGAUAGCUGGUGUUGACACGUCAUCCAACCAUAUGAUGUGGACCAUGCUACACCUGGCAUAUUCCCCGGAGAUUCAAGAAAAGGCUCGAGCGCAAAUCGACGAGGUGGUUAGUCGCGAUCGUCUACCGACCCUUGAGGAUCGGCCACGACUACCGUAUAUCACGGCCAUCGCUCAAGAGGUUCUCCGUACGAGCAUCGGAACAACAACGGUGCCGCACCAUACGACGCAAGACACGUAUUUGAACGAGUACUUCAUUCCAAAGGGGACUAUGGUUCUUGGCAAUCUAUGGAGUUUAAAUCAUGACCCGGAAGUGUUUGAAGAACCGCAUCUCUUCCGCCCGUCAAGAUUCCUAGCAGAAGAUGGCAGCCUAAAAGGUCUUAAUAACAUCAAAACAUUCGGUAUAGGUCCCAGGAAGUGUCCUGGUGAACCCCUGGCGCAGCAGGAAAACUUCCUCAUCAUGUCCACCCUGCUUCACCAAUAUAAACUCGUUUUGGCAGAAGGUGACCCGAUCCCUGACAUUCGUGGCCGAAUCCAGGGCAUGAUGCUUCGACCUGAUAUAUACAGGUUAAGAUUCAUACGCCGAUAGCCAACGAAACCUCCCGAAAGUCCCCGAUUCCCGACUUACAAGGCCAAAUACAGGGUAUAUGAUCGUCCAACCUGAUACGACUUGAGUUUGUACGCUGUUGUACGAGUCACCGAAGCCUUCCGAAACAUUCCGAAUCGCAACGUGUUUCCUAUCGAAUGAAUCGGAUGAAAGUGUCAGUCUAAGUAAUGUAGUUGAUGUUUUAUUUAAAUAGGUACAAUUUGACACUUACAAACUCCAAGAGAAGGGAAAAGUUAUCUUCAAUGAAUCUUUUUCCCGUUUGCAAUUAAUUUCAACUCUGCAACUGAUUGCAUGUCUGCUCCCUGGCAGUAAACUACAGACUUGUCAUGGAAAUCCACAAUCAAUUUAUUGCAAAUUAAUUGCUUAAUUUGUAAAUGUCCUAAAUAUAUAUGUAAGUAUUAUUUUAAUCAAUCUGCAAAUUUGAUUUCAGAUUUGUAUGUCAAUGUUAGGUAAAUGUGAAUUAUGAAAAAAAAUUGCUGAAUAGAACGGGAAUCAUUAUUGUUUAGUAUCACCAAAAACCUUUUAACUUAGACGACCUCAUUGGAGGUGACCAUUGUAAUCAUGAAAUCAAUUUACUGUAAUUCUUUACAAAACACUUUAAUGCCUCUAACUCACAAUAAUUGAAAUUUGAAUAAAAUGUGGAAAAUUGAAUUGUUUUACAAUCGGCAUUCAUUGCGUAAAUUUGAAGUAUAAUUAUAAUGAUCAUGGAAAUAUCUUACUGCUUUCCUUCUAGUCUCUGUGCAUAUAGGACUUCUUUAUAUCUGUUAAUAUGCUGCUGUAGAUAAAAAG